AGCGCGAGAGACAGGAGCGUAAGCUUGUCCGCGAUCGUUUGUCCGCGUUCGACAGGUCUUUCAAAUAGCGUGCGUGUAAUCGGUGGACGGUAGAGCGUAGGGAUAUAAAUUGUAUUCGUAUAACCAGUUUCGAAAUAAAAGUUUGUUGGAAGGCCUGGGGAGCGAAAGGACUGCGGAGGGGACUGCAGUUAAUACGGGGCUUGUGUGUGGGCAUAUAAUAGCCGAUCGGGCAUACUGGUGACACGGCUGCGGAUUUUUCCUUCGGCAAGAAGGAAGGAACAUACGAAGCUCGCAAAGUGCAUGUGCUAGUGUGCGUGUCACUAUAAAAGAGUUCAGAGCCGCUUCGGCGGCGCUCCCAAAUCUAACUGCAGAAUUGAGUCUGUGGUGGUGAGGCCGCGGUACUAUCGGGCCACGAUUGAGUACGAUCACGAUCGCACGCGGCAGGGCCGUUUGUAAUGGAGGAGGUUUCCGAGUGUAUUCCCGUGCGACAGAACAGUCACGGCGAUGCACGCCGUAUUGACUGAGACGCGAUAUUUAUCGUUGACUAUUCCCCCCGGCCGGCCGGGCAAGAGAGGCAGGUCGAAAUUGGUAUGGAAUCGUCCAGGGUCCUCGACACGACGAACACUCGCUCCCGUCUGUGAUAACCACUAGCCGCUUAGAAAGAGAUAGAAGAAGGGAGAAAAAGGAAAGAAAGAGAGAUAGAAAGCUGUUGUGUAUUUUGCGCGUGUGUGUUCUCCUCGUCUGCCCUCUUCAUUACGUCUUUAAGUGUAAACAUUUCUCGAAAUCCGUUUCGAGGUUAGGAUAGCAUGGGGAUUGAUCCCCUGAAGGCAUCGACCGACGAACCGUGACACCUGCGACUCGCGUCGUGUACGCGGUGUGUGCUUUUGUGUGUGCGUGCGUGUGUGUAUUCCUCCUUAGGAAACCGCUGGGAGUUAUUAUUUUCCAUCGGCGGCCAUCCAACGGGACGACCAAAGAAGAAAAUAUGUCAAGAAUGGGGAUCGAUCCCCGACGAUUAAACGCCGUGCAUCGUUUACAUAAUUAAUUCGACUAAUACAAGACUAACAUCGGCAACGUUUUUUUUUUUACCGUACAAUCGACCUUUUCUGUCACGUUUAAACAGACUGUCGCAGAUUACUCUGCCACGACAGAGGACACUCGCACCAUGCAGAAAAGAGACGGUAGAGACACACAGCUACAGCUCGCGCGUAGCUCUGAACGCGAACAGGAAACGACCAAGAGGAUCUCUCGUGGUAGCGGUAAUGCUACCAGAUUCAACGCGUAUUCCUCAAGGUAUAGUGUCACCUCCUCCUCUAAUGUACUCAUGGUCGGUCCCAACUUCCGUGUCGGCAAGAAAAUUGGAUCUGGCAACUUUGGAGAACUUCGACUCGGGAAGAACCUCUACAAUAACGAGCAUGUAGCGAUUAAAUUGGAACCAAUGAGGUCAAAGGCGCCGCAGCUACAUUUAGAAUAUAGGUUUUACAAAUUAUUAGGUACACAUGAGGGUAUACCAGAAGUAUACUACUUCGGUCCUUGUGGGAAGUACAACGCUCUGGUAAUGGAACUUCUCGGACCGAGUCUAGAGGACCUAUUCGACCUCUGCGGUAGGAGGUUUACCCUAAAGACCGUUCUCAAAAUCGCCACACAGAUCCUUCAUAGGAUAGAAUACGUUCAUAGUCGGCAUUUGAUCUACCGUGAUAUCAAGCCGGAAAACUUCCUGAUAGGACGAUGCACAACCAAACGGGAAAAGAUUAUCCACAUCAUCGAUUUCGGACUGGCCAAAGAGUACAUAGAUCUGGAGACGAACAAACACAUACCGUACCGGGAACACAAGAGUCUGACGGGCACAGCGCGUUAUAUGAGCAUCAACACGCAUCUUGGAAAAGAGCAGAGUAGAAGAGACGACCUAGAAGCGUUAGGGAACAUGCUGAUGUACUUCCUGCGCGGUAGCCUUCCGUGGCAAGGGCUGAAAGCGGACACGUUGAAAGAACGAUAUCAAAAGAUCGGCGAUACGAAGCGGAACACGCCGAUCGAGGUUCUCUGCGAUGGACAUCCCGAGGAAAUGGCUACGUACUUGCGGUAUGUGCGUAGAUUGGAUUUCUUCGAGACGCCCGACUACGAGUACCUGAGAAACCUUUUCCACGACCUGUAUGAGAAACGAGGUUUUGUCGACGACGGAGAAUUCGACUGGACUGGCAAGACGAUGCCACACAACUUCGAUCAACUUAGAGCUCUGAGGACGGCUCCUCCCUCUCACAUUGGAAAGACUAAAUCUGAUAAGUCCACACCUGUUGGAUCCCUGCAGACUGGACAAGAGAUUAUUGUAUCUCCGAAUCGUGAUCGGCACCCGUACAAGGAUGUGACAGAGCCAGGGGUGGGAGGCGGGGGCGGUAAAUGGGUGGGAACCUCGAGGACAGAUACUGCGAAGCAAUCAGGAGCUGGUGGUACAUUGACACCCGCUGAUAGGCACGGUUCUGUACAGGUGGUGUCCUCGACGAAUGGAGAACUAGCCAAUGAUGAUCCUACUGCAGGACAUUCUAAUACGCCAAUCACAGCACCUCAAGAAGUGGACAUGGUCGACGAAACCAAUGUUUGGUUUAUUUGCAGAUGCUGUUGUUUCUUCAAGCGGAAGAAGAAGAAAAGUGGAAGACAAAAGUGACUGUCUGUUAUCGUCAGUCUUGGGGGGGACAAUACAGUGCGCGUGUAACAGAAGUGCAGAUAAAGUUUUUUUUUGGGAAACGUGUUGCGGCAGUGCGCGAAGAAACCCGUGGACAAGAAAAAGCUGCAGUUGAUCCGGAAUGAGGGAGGCCGUUACCUUGCUACAUGCCGGAAGUCGACCCGCUUCUCAAGAUUCGGUGCUGCACACCAUCGUCACGAUGUCAUGCCGCCGUUGUUAUCAAAUUAAAACCACCACACAGCCAUCAUUAUUACUGCUAUUAUUAUUGCUAUUAUUAUCGUUAUUAUUACCACGAUUAACUUUGCUCUUCUUCUUUUCGUUCUUACAAUUAUUAUUACGAUUAUUAUUAAUAUUAUAUUAUUAUUAUAUUAUUUUAUUAUUUUAUUAUUAUUAUCGUUUAGCUGAUUAUUAUUGUCACUUCGUCUACGAUCAUCGUUUAAAACGAAUCAAACAUCGUUUAUUAAUGUCGAUGUUACCGAAUACACUGUAAACUUGUCACUGCUGACUGAGGAUAAUUUUAACCGUCGAUCCCAACCGUUUAGUACUGGUAAAUCGCUCCACCUACGUUACUAUACGCGUAUAACAGUAAGGAAUUGACGUGCCGAUGGUGAAAGAACGCGUUUUGUGCCUACGACUCCUUCAUCUUGUACCGCGGUGGCGCACUUUUCAACACGCCGUCAUUGCAAAAAUGUGUUACGAUACGUGUAUUAAAUCGUAAAAAAAAAAAAAAAAUUGAAGCUGAGAUCUCAUUUUACUCAAAGUCCCGGAUAACGAGCGUAGCGUACUCCUGCUUGUAUCGAACUUUAUAAACAAAUUACUUGUGAAGUCUGAUCGACUGGAAAGGCAUGAAACUGAAAAGGUAAACGCGUUCGCGUAUGCUUAACUCCGAUCAGUUACGAGCACGUUCAGUAGGACAACGUUUUUCAAGUUCGUGAUCGUUUCAGUUAACUUUUUCUUAUUUUCCCUUCAACGAUCACGAGAAGCAGACGAUCGAGUAGGAUUGAAAUUCACGUAUCAUUUUCGCGCGUAUCUUUCGAUUUCAUCGUUUCACAUUCGAAUCUUCCGAACGUUUUGUCUUUUCGCCGGCGCUGAGAGUUUGACAAGUAGUUUCUUGUUUAAUGGAAGAUUAUAUCCUUUUAAGUUCAUCUUGUACGGUACACGAGGUAUAACAGUAUUAACGCUAUCUGUAGGUAGCAACGGAUACGUGCUAAAUUGCACUCACCGUAUUUUAGUUAACAAUUUUUAACUAAUUUUAUUUUACGCCUACACUGCCUGUCGUUAUUCUAUAUAAGUACACGAUUAUACGUGAAAACAUUACACUGACUGUACAUAAAAUAUAUCGAGAACUAUUUUGCUACGGAGCUGCAUAUGCUUUAUAUCGAUUGUUUUAGUUAGUCGCAUAUCGUUUACCGAGCUUCGUAUAACAAAGUGAUUGUUCAAAUUAUCAAUAUAUAUCCUGGAAAUGGAGCGAUAUAAAAGUGAUCGUAAUUCUAAGCAGUUCGAUUUCGGUUUCAUGCCUUCCGCGAAUUUAUCACGUAAAAGCUAUACGUCGCAGAAAUCAUUCAAAUUACAUUUUACAUAACAUAUCGAAACACAAAGAAAAGAGAAAUUACAAAUUUUCCUCUGUAGAUUCUAAUAUCUACCGUGAAAAUUGAAUAGGACGUAGAUCAACAAAUUAUACACAUGUAUUCGACACAGUUGAUCCGUGUUCUACCCAAAACACGAAGAUUCGGGAAACUUUCUUGAAUCGUAUCUUAGCGUCUAUAAAAGGACUCGUUCAUUUCGGAGUAAUUUUUUUAUUCUUGAAACACACGUGUUUAAACAAAGAUAAUUAUUAGAAAUGUAACAAAAAAAAGAGAACCAAAGUAUGCUUGUAAUUGAAUAUACAUCAAUAUAGGUUUGAUUUUAAAGCAAUAAAAAUACAAACUUUUACCGUCUCUGUUUAACUCUACAAAAGAAAAUAAAACAGAAUUUCCUUGGAACGAAUCGUUGUCUGCUAGAUCAACGCGAACACAACUGGAUUUAAAACCAAAAGAAAAUAGAGAGAGAGGGAGAGAGAGAGAGGGGGGGGAGGGAGAGAGAGAGAGAGAGAGAGGGAGAGAGAGAGACAGAAAAAGGAAUAUAAAACUGUACGUGACAUAGUUAUACAGUACUGUGCACUUACUUUGUGGAAAACUUUCUCGAGAGCUUAUUUAAUAUGUUUGUGCCACGAAGUUACGAGAAGAAGAGCGUUACGAUGUGAUAUAUGCAAAUUCCCGUGGAUGUUCUGAAAAUGCACCCAAGCAGUGAAGAGAUUACUUAACGUGAAAAUAUGCGCGCGAUGGCGAAGGGGAAAAGGAUCUUGUCAGCCUUGCCGAUUAAACGAGCAAGUAAGAACAUUUGAUGUGUUGAUAGUACCGGUUGUUUUGUUACAAAUUUUCAACAUCGUUAAGUACGUCGUUGAAGGAAAUUAUACGUUUCUAACGAAUUUAUUCGUUUUACUCGAGCAGACCAUAUUAUGAAUUGAGAAACUUGUAUUGUUCGUUUAUUUGCAGGCUGAUUAAUAAUAAAAAAUUGAAUUACUUCUUGGUCUCGAGUUUUCUGUAUAUCUUGAUAUUAAAUUUUCCUGGAGGAUUCCCUGACGAUACAUGUUACGACAUACGGGACGUAGAUAUUAAGAUAAUAAAAUCCUUUUUGAGAAGUUAUAAAAUUCUCGAAAAGUAUGUACCGUGGUCGCGGAAAAAUAUGUCCUUUUAUUUUUUACUAAUUGUUUGUAUGACAAAGUGGAGUUAUACAAAGAAGUUAUAUAAGAAGCGAUAGAUUUUCUAAAAAUAUUAUUAUCUAUAAAUAUUCCCAAUAACUUAGUAUUACUUCAUAGAUGUACAAAAGAUUGCUAUUUGAAAGUAAACACAUGUAUCGUUAUAAGUAUAGUAGUAAAGGCAGAAGCAAAUACACCAUUUAACUGAUAAAGGCAAUAAUGAUAGUGAAAAAUGAAACUAUUGCUGUAAUGUCAUUACAUCCCGUUAGAUAAUUGUUGACUGAUAAAGAAAGUAAAGAAAGGGCAGAUUAGAUGUCUUUGUGACGUGUCUUUUCCAUAAUUUUCUUCCACAGUAAAAUCUUGUCUAUUCGGGCAGUACUUCGCCAAAUGAAUUUGUAACAAAACGCAAUCGAUUGAUCAACUAGAGAGAAUUGUUAAACAACAUCGACAGUUGUUUAAUCGGCUGACUAGCAAAGAUGUUUUUCUUCUUACAGGAAUAUUUUAAGAGGCGAUGUAAUCGACAGACUGUCACUUGUCUGCGCGUGAAGACGGCGAGUACUAACUUUACCGUGUCUGAAGGUCCGAACUUCUACUAGUCUGGCCAACGAUUGCGUACCACUGCCGAGCCAUACCGAUGUACCGUGUUAGCGUACCGUGAGUGCCCGUACACGUUGUAUCCAUUAAUUAUUGGCCAAGCACAUCCGACGACGAAACGUUCGAUGUACUUAGAACGAAAGCGAGAGCGCAGUGCACUAGAGAGAGAGAGAGAGAGAGAGAGAGAGAGAAAGAUUGCAAACUAAAGGAAAGGAGAGAAUGUAUCACGAUUUAUGUAAAAACGAAAAAACAAAAAAAAAAAAAAGAGAAACUAACAAAGAAACGUUAUGUCGCUAGCUUCUUCACACCUGUAUGUAUUACGCUGUUAUUGGCCGUCGGAUGUCUUGAAGUAAUACGCUUAAAUGGAGAUGAGAACUAAACCUAUUAACUUUGUGGAUUUCCUUUCUCGUUAUUAUCUGUAUCUUCCCACUGAGUAUGUACCGAGAAUAUUGUUCCUUUUAUAAGCUUGCCAGCGCAAGUAAAUGUCGAACAAUCGGACGGUAGAUUUGUAUACAGCGAAAGAGUGCGAAUGCAAAUGCUACGACGGAAGAGAGGAGAGAAUGAGCGCGGUAAUGUAAGACCUAGAGAAAACAUAGAAAAGAGGUAUCGAUUGGCGGAGUGAAAGAGAACAAAUUCAGAGUACCAGAGUGAUGGAAAGACAAAGAGAAGAGGAAGGAGAUCCCGUUGUCCUCCAGUGUGUAUGCUUUCAUGUGGAAAGAGAACGAAUCUUCGUGUUACUCGAAUGCUUAAGAAGCUAAUGCCUCUUACGUUUUCUUACUUUUUCGUUACUAGUAUCGUUUGUAAGCAUGAUCUCUCGAUGGAACAUAUACGACACAAACAUACACAUACAAACAUAUGCACACACACCAAAUUUCGCGAUUAGGGUAUAUAUUAGUAAUGAAUUCCAAAAUUAAGGAACGGAGUUAUCUCCGUGAGAGGAGAGAGGAAGGGAGCACACGCAAGAGAAUGAAAGUGAGAACGUGUGAAAGAAAGAAAGAAAGAAAGAAAACUGCGCGAGUGAAUCUUGUGGAAACGAGAGAGUCUCCGUAUUUAUAUCGCUAUCCAGCCACAUAUCGUUGGCGUGAUUAUGCUGCAACUAUGUUGCAAUUUAGCUUGUAGUCUUUUUUUUAGUCGAUUUUUCAUGUGUCACCAGUUUUUAAAUACAACACGACUGACUGCUGGUUAAGUAUGGUUGUGAGCGAUUAAGAAAAUGUUUCCUUAUCUUAUUCGGGAUGUAUGUCCCCUUUUCUUAACGAUAUUUUUGUUUUCUUAUUCAUUCUUGUACUUCGUAUAGAAAAGGUUGUUAUGCUCGUCCCAAUGACGAAUUCGAUCGUCCAUUACUAAUGAUAGAACAAUGAUUGAGUUUGAAAACGAUUAUUUGUAUAUUUGUAAAAUGGUGCGAAUAGAUCGGACCGAGAUCAAUGUA
This is a messenger RNA of Bombus huntii, 7431 nucleotides long. It is a transcript of the gene gish, whose product is annotated as casein kinase I. Bases 1163 to 2656 code for a protein of 497 amino acids. NCBI's taxonomy places the organism in Eukaryota, Metazoa, Arthropoda, Insecta, Hymenoptera, Apidae. Gene Ontology annotation, cellular component: nucleus; cytoplasm; plasma membrane. Gene Ontology annotation, biological process: peptidyl-serine phosphorylation; endocytosis; positive regulation of canonical Wnt signaling pathway. Gene Ontology annotation, molecular function: ATP binding; protein serine/threonine kinase activity. The record is from RefSeq and is a predicted model, not a curated record. The transcript is spliced from 11 exons.